Messenger RNA from Chenopodium quinoa (quinoa), 1221 nucleotides. RefSeq lists its product as uncharacterized. The transcript has 9 exons. Bases 311 to 1027 code for a protein of 238 amino acids. Lineage: Eukaryota; Viridiplantae; Streptophyta; Magnoliopsida; Caryophyllales; Amaranthaceae. The record is from RefSeq and is a predicted model, not a curated record.
CUUUUCGAAUCGUGGUUGUUGGAGACAUUCAUGAGGAUUGGGAACUAGAGCAUGAUUACAAGGCGCUCAAAUUUUUGCAGCCAGAGCUGGUGCUUUUUACAGGCAAGACUCCGUCCUUGCUAUUUAUUUUUUGUAUCUAUAAUAACUCUUUAAUGUCCUCGAGGUAUACUGCCUUCUAUCUUGUGUGAUGGCUGGUGACUUUGGCAAUGAGAAUGUUGAACUUGUUAGGAGCACGGAAAAGGUAGACAUGCCUAAAGCAGCAAUACUUGGAAAUCAUGAUUCCUAGUCUACUUAUAAGUUCUCGAAGAAGAUGAAAGAUGGAGUUCAGCUACAGCUGGAAUCGUUAGGUGAAGCGCAUGUUGAAUAUGGACACUUGGACUUCCCCAAAUUAAAGCUUAGUGUUGUAGGUGGGAGACCAUUUUCUCUUGGAGGUGAUAAGUUAUUCAGGAAAAAGCUUCUAAAAGCAAGAUAUGGAGUCCAAAACAUGGAAGAAAGUGCACAAAAAAUUCAUAUGGCUGCUAUCGGAACUCCAGAAGACCACUCAAUUAUAUUUCUCUCACAUAAUGGGCCAACAGGUCUUGGUUCAAGUGUGGAUGACAUGUGUGGCAAAGAUUGGGAAGGCGGUGGAGACAAUGGGGAUCCAGAUUUGGAACAAGCGAUCUCUCUUUUGAAAGAGACUAGUACUUAUUCCAUCCCUUUGGUUGUGUUUGGGCACAUGCAUAAAGAAAUGGUUGACAGGGGCUCUCGUAAGAUGGUAUUCGUUGCUAGUGACAACACCAUGUACUUGAACGGCACCAUUGUACCAAGGGUGAAACCUCUAGACUUGGGAGGUUCACUUCGUGUAUUCACCGUGGUUGAUCUAAGGGACGGUAGAAUAACAAAGGUGGUAGAAACUUGGGUUUCAGUGGUUGGAGACAAUAUCUCGUUAAAAGAGGAACAUGUAUUGUUUUGCUCCAGUGUCAAAGGCAGUGAAAGGUACUCAUUUAGAGACCCAUCUGCUGGGUUAAGCUUGGUCGAGUCGGUUUGAACUGUGAAAUAUACAAAGCUUUCUUGUUAGAAAAUAACUACAUUCUGACAUGCACUCUUGAGGCAUAUCUAAUAAGUUGGGUUAAAUACACUCCUAGAUACAGACAUAUACUUAGACAACUCAGUUGAGGUUGAGAAUUGAGAUAAUAGAGUUCACUUAAGGAUCGACAUAAAAUUGUUUAUGCUUUUCUCUGA